CCUAACGCAUCUGUAGUUCCUUCUCCACCCUCGGUGGCUGACUUGACGUGCGCAAUUGAUUAAGGUUUGACGCUCUGGGUUCCUUGGCUGACGGGGCGUGCGGGUUAGAGUGAAAUAAGGAAGAACUUCUUUAUUCCAAAGAAGUGGCUGCCGUCAUGGGGGAUCCAGAGGUCGGCUCAGGUGUGAACAGAUCGAAAAGAUCACCUGUCGAGAGUUUGGGACUUCAGAAAAAGCCUGUAUUUCAGGCUUGGUUUCAUUUCCUGAUCAUUAUCUGCAUACUGGUCUUUGUUAUGUGCUUGGCCGUGUCAGACGGGAGCCUGACCUGGUGGGAGAGAUUAGCUCUUUAUAAACGCUUUUUAAACAAAACAACCAAGUUUCAAGCUCCUGCGUACCGAAUUCACCCACACCACAAAUUUAAACUGAUGGAAACUCAUACAACCACAGAACCCCCUACUGUGCAGCCUGGUAUUCGCUACCAUCAAGCCUAUCCACGCAACUACCAGUUUGUAAUGGACAACCGAGAUGUUUGCAAAAGCAGGACACCUUUCCUGGUCCUGAUGGUUCCAGUGGCACCACACAAUGUUGCAGCCCGGGAUGCAAUCCGACAAACGUGGGGAAAGGAAAGCGUGGUUCAGGGCGAGGUGGUCCUCACGUUGUUCAUGUUGGGCUUGUCUAAUGAUGCCGAUGCCGAGAAGAUCAAACAGGAGAACGAGCAGCACCACGACCUGAUCCAGAGUAGCUUCAUGGACACGUAUCUCAAUCUGACCAUCAAAACCAUGGUGAUCAUGGACUGGCUGGCCACACGCUGCCCAACAGCAGCAUAUGCAAUGAAGGUUGACUCUGACAUGUUCCUGAACAUUGACAACCUGGUGAUGAUGCUACAGAAACCAGGAAUCCCCAAGCUAAACUACCUGACAGGAAUGCUUAUGUGGGACAGGCCAGUAAUCCGAUCAAAGGACUCCAAGUGGUACGUUCCAGAGGAGAUGUACCCUGAUCCUCAAUAUCCAACAUACACUCUGGGUAUGGGUUACGUCUUUUCCAACGAUCUUCCUGAGAAAUAUGUUGAAAUCUCAAAGGUCAUCAAGCCCUUUAACAUAGAAGACGCUUAUAUUGGAAUGUGCAUGAAAAAACUUGGACUUGCUCCAACCUCGCCACCAGAUCCCUCCCAGUUCAAGGCCUAUAACUCAAAGUACAAUCGCUGUGAAUACUCUAAAAUCAUUACCUACAUCCUGGGCACGUCAGAGGAACUGAAAAAUUAUUGGGCAGACUACAAGAAGCCUGGACCACAUUGUGAAGGCAGCACAUAGCCCUCACAAUGAUUAAAGACUGUGAUGGAUUAAGUUUUAUUUAUUUAUGGACUUUUGCUGUCCUUAAAUCCUUUUAUUUUGGUAAUGAGAGUGGGGAACCCAACUUUUAGAAGUGAACAUGUAACAUAAUCAACUUUUUUGAAAGGACUGAUUUGAUACUUAUUAGAGAAGUUCUGGAUCCAAACAGGAUUUAGGUGUUUCUAGUUCCUCCUUGCAGUAACAUAUACGUUACUUUAAAUGGAACCAUCUGACCUGUGUGACAAUAAGGUGUGAGUUUUUAUUUUUGCACUAUUUUGGUUAUAAGUGUGCCAGUUUAAAAAAAUAAUGUGUUUAAAAUACGUAAAGCUGGUGCAACAAAAUAGGCAUCGGUUUUAUCUUGUUUGCCAUCUUGAAGAUUCAGGGUAUUUUCAGGAAUCGUUCACUCAUUGUUGUUUGCAAACACACAGUAGCAUUAAUAGACCUACUGAAUGUGUGAGGUUUUGCAUAUUUUAGUAUUUAUUUUUUAGAAAUUUAUAUUUUAUCAUAUUAUUAAACAAAGACAAACAUUUGAA
Messenger RNA from Nothobranchius furzeri (turquoise killifish), 1858 nucleotides. Its product is annotated as beta-1,3-galactosyltransferase 1. NCBI's taxonomy places the organism in Eukaryota, Metazoa, Chordata, Actinopteri, Cyprinodontiformes, Nothobranchiidae. Gene Ontology annotation, cellular component: Golgi membrane. The record is from RefSeq and is a predicted model, not a curated record. Gene Ontology annotation, molecular function: N-acetyl-beta-D-glucosaminide beta-(1,3)-galactosyltransferase activity.